Xyrauchen texanus (razorback sucker) is the source of this 943-nucleotide messenger RNA. RefSeq lists its product as uncharacterized. The coding region runs from base 1 to 894 and encodes 297 amino acids. The record is from RefSeq and is a predicted model, not a curated record. Lineage: Eukaryota; Metazoa; Chordata; Actinopteri; Cypriniformes; Catostomidae. The transcript has 5 exons.
AUGGCGAUUGAAGACUAUACAAAGAAAAACAGCAGAGGAAAGAGGUGCCUCAUUGGUGGGCCAGGCCGUGGUCGCCAGCCCUUCACCUAUGACAGAGAGCCAUCUGAUGAGGAUGUGGAAGCAGCUAUUGCUGUUUUGAGACACUCUGCUGAUGAAAAGACUGUCCGUGAGAAGAUGAAAAUGACCUUCAUAUAUCGGCAAGCAAUGGUCAACGAUGAAGCCAAAUCAUCAGAUGUCUUCUUGGUCUUCCCAAGAUUUCUGGACACACCAGGAUUGAUAGAACAAGAUUUCAGACUUCUGUUUGGUGAGGCCACGGCCAACAAAUUCUUGGAGAAGUGGCCAACCACUUUCAAAGCAAAAGUAAUAAAGGAAAGCCAUGGACUUGUACCCACCACAGAACUCUUGGAUUUGAUGCGCAAUGCUGAGUCAGCUGCUGAAGUUGAGAAUGGCUGGGACAGUGACAUGUCUGCCAUCUUGCUGCUGCUCUAUUUGCUACCACCAUCUGCACAUGGUAGAAAGAGGCCGGGAAAGCUGUCUGCAUAUCAAGCUGUAGAUCAGCUCAUCAGAUUUCAAAAGGUUGGAACCAGUGUGCAGCAGCAUCUAGACAACAUCACCCAAAGCAGUCAGCCCUACCUUCUCGCCCAGGGAUCCACACAGAGCACCAUUCACUCCUACUUCAUUGUGGUUGACAAGCAUGCACUUCCAUGCAAGGCAAAAGGUUCAGUUGGAGCUUUUGACGAACUCUUUAAAGCCCAUUACGUCUUUGGUACGUCAUACAGUUCUUCCCUGAGCAGCUUUUUCACUUUUGUGCAAACAACCAUCUAUAACAUCGACAUGGGGGAAACAAAGGAGACUCCUAGAGUUGCAGAGUUGCGAGCAAGAAUGGUGCAUUAGUUGAGAUAAAACUAUGAAGUGUUUUCUUUGCAAAGGUGACCAUGGAAGU